GGACGCCCGUGGUGUUUCCGUGCUCUCAAUGCCCAUUCUGUGCAGGUUCCUGAUUCUCUGCGGGUUCUUUCCUGCUGAAGACAAUUCUCUUCCUGUCCCGGCCUAGGAUUAGGGGGCUGAACCCGAGGCUGUGCUGGUUUGGGCCUCAGCAUCUCAGUGGAAUGUGUGUGCCACCCCCGGGCUAGACGAGGGGGCCGAGGGUCAGGGUGGGCGUUCGUUGUGCCCCUUCCCGACCUUCGUAGGCCAGAGCGGAGUGAGGGGCUGUACAAUGAGCCUCCUUUUCCUUGAAGGAAGGAAUUUUGGUGGAGACAAUAGGGCCCUGUCUGCUCUGGCAUGGGGGGCAGUGCCUGACUCAACUUUACGCUCCCCGAGCCCUAACAAAUGCUGUCAAGAGAUGGGGGCGAUUUUCCCCUCGGAGUCUUGGCCCGCCCCCCGCCGCCCUUUGUGCAGAUUCGCUGGAUCUUUCUUUCCUCAGCUCAUCUCGCCUCUUGCCCCAGAUGCUGACCUGCUUGGCCUCUCCGCCGGCCCUGCAGCCUGUGCUGGCGGGGAAGGCUCGGGGGUACUGGUGGUAUUUACAGCUGCGAGCUCCUGUUGAUGUGUGGAGUCCAGAAUUUGAGGUUUCUGAGAGCUGGGAAGAUUCUUCCAGGGAGCCCUUUGCUGGCGGGGGUGAGGGUAAUAGGGCUUGACCCCACUGAGCCCACCAGGCUGGAGCUGAGGAGGAGGCCUGUGGGAGGGGGCAGGACCGGGAGGACUCCGGGUGGCCCGCCCCUCCCUUCCUCUGUUCCCAGGACCGCCCACCCAGCAGUCUGGAGCUGCUGCUGCUGCUGAGGCGGCUGCCUGAAGUGUCCCGGCAGAGAGGGGAGCCAGGUGGGAAGGCGAGGAGGAAGCAGGAGCGGGAACCAGCAGUGUUCGUGGAAGGGGCCGGCUGGAGACUGCGGAGCAGAGGGGAAGGGCGUCCUUAACCUCUGCCUGCAGCUGUCGGCUUGCCGUCAGGGCAGUGAUGGGGCCCUGGGCUGAGCUGCGGACUCUCUUACGCGGACUUUCACUCCUGCUGCUGGUGCGGUCCGGCGAGGGGGCCACGGGCGGACCCCUCAAGCAGAGACAGGGGGUCUGCUCCAAGCAGACGCUGGUGGUCCCGCUCCGCUACAACGAGUCCUACAGCCAGCCAGUGUACAAGCCCUACCUGACCCUGUGCGCCGGGAGGCGCAUCUGCAGCACCUACAGGACCACGUACCGCGUGGCUUGGCGGGAGGUCCGACGGGAGGUGCAGCAGACCCAUGCCGUGUGCUGCCAGGGCUGGAAGAAGCGACACCCAGGCGCGCUCACCUGUGAAGCCGUGUGCACCAAGCCCUGCCGGAAUGGAGGCGUCUGCGUCGGGCCGGACCAGUGCGAGUGCGCGCCAGGCUGGGGCGGCAAGCACUGCCACGUGGACGUGGAUGAGUGCAGGCCCGGAAUCUCCCCAUGCUCGCACAGCUGUCUCAACACAGCGGGCAGCUUCACCUGCAGCUGCCCCCGAGGCCAGGUGCUGGGCUCGGACGGGCUCACAUGCACCCUGCGCUCCUCAGGGCGCCCGACCAGCGCCAGCAUCCUCAGCGUGGCAGUUCGGGAAGCGGAGGAGGAAGCCGAGGACGGCACCCUGAGGCGGGAGGUUGGCAUGCUGCGAGGGCGCCUGCAACGGCUGGAGCAGUGGGCCGCCCAGGCUGGGGCCUGGGUCCGUGCAGUGCUGCCCAUGCCGCCUGAAGAGCUGCAGCCGGAAAAGGUGGCCGAGCUGUGGGGCCAGGGCGACAGGAUCGACUCUCUCAGCGACCAGGUGCUGCUGCUGGAGGAGAGGCUGGGCGCCUGCUCCUGUGAGGACAACAGCCUGGGCCCUGGUCUCAACCAUCGAUGAAAAGCCUCGCUAACCCCAGCCCUAAUUUAUACAGAAACCGGCUUGACUAAUCUUCUGGGAUUGGCCAACUGGCGCUGCAGAUAAGGCUAUCCGGAUCAGGGAACAAAGAGCCCCAGCGAUGCUGGCAGCCGGUCGGCUCCCCGGGGCAGGCUGUCCGGGCCAGGUCUGCUUCUUCAGCGCCUUAACAAACCCGGCGAGAAGGCACCCACAUUUCGCUCUCUUUAUUCUCACUUGCUUGCUGUUAUCCAGAUAAUUAAUAAAAACCAACCACACAAAA
Chinchilla lanigera (long-tailed chinchilla) is the source of this 2165-nucleotide messenger RNA. RefSeq names its product EGF-like-domain, multiple 8 (gene Egfl8). Gene Ontology annotation, biological process: anatomical structure development. The transcript has 9 exons. The record is from RefSeq and is a predicted model, not a curated record. The coding region runs from base 1001 to 1888 and encodes 295 amino acids. Gene Ontology annotation, molecular function: calcium ion binding; signaling receptor binding. Gene Ontology annotation, cellular component: cell surface; extracellular region. Lineage: Eukaryota; Metazoa; Chordata; Mammalia; Rodentia; Chinchillidae.